Camellia sinensis is the source of this 1316-nucleotide messenger RNA. It is a transcript of the gene SIS, whose product is annotated as E3 ubiquitin-protein ligase RLIM-like protein. Lineage: Eukaryota; Viridiplantae; Streptophyta; Magnoliopsida; Ericales; Theaceae. The record is from RefSeq and is a predicted model, not a curated record.
GAUCAUCGGCGAGAGAAGAUCAAAGUGACAUAGACAGAGAAAACUACAAUUUUUGUGUAUAUCUAGAUAGAUAGUGUGUUUCUGUUUUUGAGGCUGUGGCAUGUAAAUUGGUGAGCGGUGGUUUCAUUCAUCCCCUCUCGUCUCUCUCUCACAGACACAUACACACAUACAUACAUACAUACACAGAGAUAAGCGACCUUUCACGUGUCUUGCUCUCUCCUUUUUCGUUUCCACUUCCUUUUUCUCUUUGUUUUCCUCUCAACUUUCUGUUUGUUUCUCUGCAUAAUUAUCUGCAGUUUCGUUCUUUCUGAGCCUCCUUCGACGGUGCUUGUCCUAUAUAUACCUUUCUCUCCACCCCAACAACUCUCAUUUCUGGUUAUACAAAACUGAGAGUUUUACAAAUUUAAGAGAGAGAUAUAGAAACAGAGUUAUGGAAGGAAAGAAGCAAAUGGGUUCUUCUUCUUCAUCUUCCUCUUUCACUUCUGAUCUUUUCGGUUCCAAGGAGUCCUCUGUUUCCUCUUCUUCUGGAAUUUUUGGGUCUAUCUUUGCUCCAUCGUCAAAGGUAUAUGGGAAGGAGUCUGUGCGAGCUGAGACAGUUGUGAAGAAGCAAGACUCUGAAAGUGAGCUUUGGAGCACCAAACCUGGACCUCAAGACACUAUCACUCAGGGCAGUGAGGGCGAGAGCUUUCCAAAUAAGGACAUGAGUCAUUUCUAUCAGGAACAAAGAGUGCAGCCUUGUCAUCUCAGCUCAUCCAUAUAUUAUGGUGGUCAAGACAUCUAUUCUCACCCUCAGAAUACCCAAGCCUCCUCUGGGUACUCAACGUUCAAUAAAGAUGGGGGAGAAGAUGAUUCGGGCAGUGCUUCAAGAGGAAAUUGGUGGCAAGGGUCUCUAUAUUACUAAGAGCUCACUACUUAUGGCAUGUGCAUUUCCAAUAAUACACACUUAGGAAGGCAUAUAGAUAGGAUAGCAGUUUAUGCUUGCCUUUUUAUGUAAUGUGAAAGAUCGAUGGAUGCUAGCAGUUUGUUGCAGACAGCCAUUUUUUGCUUCCUGCAGCGAAAUGUCAAAACCAUCUUAUGUACUUUCAAUUUUAUGUACUGUUUUUUCUAACUUUUUUUCCCCUCCGUUAUGUAAAUGUAUUAAUGUAAAGAAUGUAUGUUUUAGUGAACUUCUUCGUAUAAUCAACCUCUGCUUGUGGUCGUGUAGCUUUGGAAAACAUGAAGUCAUCUUUUAGUAUCUUCAUUUUUGUAGUUGAUCUCUACUGGUAUUAGAGUUGUCAAUGAAACUGCUAGUAUAUAUAUGAGUUAAUUUCUCUCUC